This is a messenger RNA of Aureobasidium namibiae CBS 147.97, 678 nucleotides long. Its product is annotated as xylanase G1. The record is from RefSeq and is a predicted model, not a curated record. Gene Ontology annotation, biological process: xylan catabolic process. The transcript has 2 exons. Lineage: Eukaryota; Fungi; Ascomycota; Dothideomycetes; Dothideales; Saccotheciaceae. Gene Ontology annotation, molecular function: hydrolase activity, hydrolyzing O-glycosyl compounds. The coding region runs from base 1 to 678 and encodes 225 amino acids.
AUGCACUUCACUUCUCUCCUCGUCGCCGCUUCGGCCCUCGUCACUGCUCUGGCAGCACCUGUCGCUGAGCCCGUAGCUGCUGAGAACGGCCUCUCCUCGCUGGUCGAGCGCUCUACCCCUGCUGGCACUGGCCAGAACAACGGCUACUACUACUCCUUCUGGAACGCUGGCGGCGGUACCGUCAACUACAACAACAAGGGUGCAGGCGAAUAUUCGGUCUCAUGGCAAAAAUGUAAUAACUUUGUUGCUGGCAAGGGCUGGUCCAAGGGCACCACCCGCAAGAUCAACUUCAAGGGUACCUACUCCCCUCAGGGCAACUCUUACCUCUCCGUCUACGGCUGGAGCAAGAACCCCCUCGUCGAGUACUACAUACUCGAGUCCUACGGUACCUACAACCCCGGCAGUGGUCUCCAGCACAUGGGCACCGUCACCACCGACGGUUCCUCUUACGACAUCUACAAGGGUGUUCGCACCAACCAGCCCUCCAUUUCUGGUACCGCUACCUUCAACCAGUACUGGAGCAUCCGCAAGAACAAGCGUUCUUCUGGUACCGUCACCACUGCCAACCACUUCAACGCCUGGGCUAAGCUUGGCAUGAAGCUUGGUACCCACGACUACCAAAUUGUUGCCACUGAGGGUUAUCAGUCCUCUGGUUCCGCUGACAUUACCGUCUCCUAA